Messenger RNA from Penicillium arizonense, 1680 nucleotides. RefSeq names its product MFS transporter. The record is from RefSeq and is a predicted model, not a curated record. Lineage: Eukaryota; Fungi; Ascomycota; Eurotiomycetes; Eurotiales; Aspergillaceae. Gene Ontology annotation, biological process: xenobiotic detoxification by transmembrane export across the plasma membrane. Bases 1 to 1680 code for a protein of 559 amino acids. The transcript is spliced from 4 exons. Gene Ontology annotation, molecular function: fluconazole transmembrane transporter activity.
AUGGAGACCAUUAGAGACACCGCGUUCGGAAAGCUGGUGCGCCUUUUCACACAUUUCCGAUACAUGCAGUACCCCGAAGAGCAGGAUUUAACGGUAUGGACUGAGUACCUCAAGACGGAGAACUUGCCAAAAGAAGGAGAACCUGCAACGCCGGUCAACAACGAUGAGAACCCCGAGGAUCUCGAGGCCUUUGGUCUCUAUACUGUCAUGUCACAGGCUUCCAGGCGGAUGUCAUGUGCUUCGACGCUGCGGGAGAGUGGUCGGCCGCUUGUGAUUAGUUGGCGAGGAUCCGAUGAUCCUGAGGACCCUCGAAAUUGGAGCACGGGGAAGAAGUUCUUCGUUAGCUGUCAGAUUUGGCUUCUUACUUUUGCUGUCUAUAUUGGCUCGGCUAUUUAUGCUCCUGGUAUAGUGGGCGUCACGGAGCAGUUUGGUGUGAGCAGUGUAGCAGCGACGCUGGGCUUGACACUUUUUGUCUUCGGCUACGGUCUAGGACCGAUGAUAUGGGCACCGCUGUCCGAAAUCCCCAUGAUUGGCCGAAGCCCAACCUACGUAUUGACGCUGCUCGUCUUUGUCUUUUUCAACUUUGGCGUGAUAUAUGCCCAUAACUUCGGAAUGCUGCUGGCUUUCCGCUUCCUUACUGGUUUCCUUGGGUCACCUGUUCUAGCAACGGGAGCUGCAUCUAUGGGUGAUAUGUGGAGCCCCCAAAGUCGGGACUACAUGAUCGGUAUCUGGGGAAUGUUCGCCAUCUCCGCACCAGUCUUGGGCCCUAUGCUAGGUGGGUUCGCCGCUUCUGCAAAAGGAUGGACUUGGACUAUCUGGCAGCUAGUGUGGGUGUCAGGAUUCACUUUGGUAUUGCUGUUCUUCUGUCUACCCGAAACCUUUGCGCCGAAUAUCCUUGCCCGGCGAGCUCGUCGGGUUCGCCGUAUCACGGGUAAUUCCCAAUAUAUGUCAGAGUCGGAGAUAGAGAUUAAGGAGGUCAAGCCCAGGGACGUCCUCUUCGAAGCUCUUAUCCGGCCCUUCCAACUAUGCUUCCUCGAACCAAUUGUCCUUCUCACCAAUCUCUACAUCGCACUUAUCUACGGAAUCCUCUAUAUCUGGUUUGAAGCCUUCCCGAUUGUCUUCCAGGAACUCCGCGGAUUCAAUCCGGGUGAAGGUGGUCUCGCGUUCAUGGGAAUUCUAGUAUCCACCUGCUGCCUCGUCAUCCCAGCCUACUUUUACUGGAAAUACCGCUGGCAGGCAAAAUAUUUUGAUGCAGACGGCAAUAUUGCACCAGAAAUGCAAAUGCCUCCGGCCAUUGUGGGCGCCCUCGCCCUCCCAAUUUCCCUCUUCUGGUUCGGCUGGACAGGCAACUUUGCCAGUAUUCACUGGAUCGUCCCUAUCAUCGCAUCUAUGCUUUUCGCUGUCGGUGGUUGUUUGAUCUUCAACUGUAUAUUUACUUAUCAGGCACAUGCUUACCCUAAGUAUGCUGCCUCCGUGCUUGCAGGUAAUGAUUUCCUGCGUUCAUCAUUUGGCGCUGGAUUCCCGCUUUUCGCAUCAGCCAUGUUCCACAACCUGGGCGUUGGAUGGGCUUGCACACUGCUUGGAUGUUUGACUCUCCUAUUUGUGCCUUUCCCAUUUAUCCUCAUCUAUCGAGGAAGGAGAAUUCGGAUGGCGAGUAAAUACGCACGACACGAUAUUUAA